This is a messenger RNA of Malania oleifera, 2991 nucleotides long. RefSeq names its product DNA ligase 1. The transcript is spliced from 17 exons. NCBI's taxonomy places the organism in Eukaryota, Viridiplantae, Streptophyta, Magnoliopsida, Santalales, Ximeniaceae. The coding region runs from base 234 to 2573 and encodes 779 amino acids. The record is from RefSeq and is a predicted model, not a curated record. Gene Ontology annotation, molecular function: DNA ligase (ATP) activity; ATP binding; DNA binding. Gene Ontology annotation, biological process: DNA repair; DNA recombination; DNA biosynthetic process. Gene Ontology annotation, cellular component: nucleus; mitochondrion.
AUUUUUAUGAAAACAAAAGCUGAGGGCAAUUCAAAUCAGGCUACCCGACCAAAACAUCCCAGCUUUAAGCUUCGCCGGCACUCCUUGUCCCAACUCCCGACCCCUGCUCAAUACCUACUCCUUUCCCGCCAUUUCAGAGACCUUCCUUCACAAUCCCCACUCCCACACCCCCACUCCCACUCCCACUCCCACGCUCUCUCCCCCCUCUCCCCCUUGCUUGCGCAGCUCAGUGGAUGUUGUCACUACGUUCAUGCAGUAACUGUUUAUGCCACGCCACUCUCUCUCGCCAUUCCAGACUGUCUUCUCUCUCCUUCCCUCGCUUCCUUUCUCUCCUCCCCCUGAAAUCCCUCUUUUCCUCAAACCCUAAUCCUGCAAUGUCCGCUCGCCCCUCCGCCUUCGAUGCUCUCAUGUCCAAUGCUCGAGCUGCUGCUGCCAAGAAGAAGCCCCAAACUUCCUCGCCCAGCAAACGCAAAGCCUCAGUAUUAAAUGGCUCCCAAACUGGUCCCCAAAACCCUAAUUCCAACCAGGAUGAUGGAGUCUUGCUGCAAGUCCAGCAAAACGUUAGAGGUUCCCAAAACCCUGGUACGGUGCUGCCCGACGAGGCAUCGGAGGCUAAGAAGCUGCGCAGGUUGAGUGUCGACCAAUGCAUUGCUCAAUUGAAGAAGAAGGCGGCGGAUUUUGACCCGAGUGCGGCUGCCUAUUGGAAGGAGAAGGAGAAACGAGUUCCAUUUUUGUUUCUUGCUCGGGCUUUUGAUAUGAUAUCUCAGGAGUCGGGGCGGAUUGUGAUCACGGAUAUUACUUGUAAUCUUUUAAGGACUGUGAUGCAUGCGACCCCGGAUGAUUUGGUGGCUGUGGUUUAUCUUUCGGGCAAUAGGAUUGCCCCGGCUCAUGAGGGACUGGAACUUGGAAUUGGGGAUGCUUCUAUUAUCAAGGCACUCGCAGAGGCCUGCGGAAGGAAAGAAGCGCAAAUCAAACAGCAGUACAAGGAGAUGGGAGACUUAGGCUCUGUAGCAAAAGCGAGCCGAUCAUCACAAUCUUUGAUGCGCAAGCCAGAUGCAUUAACCGUGUGCAAAGUUUUUGAUACAUUUCGGAUCAUUGCCAAGGAAUCUGGAAAGGAUAGUCAGGAGAAGAAAAAGAAUCAUAUCAAGGCACUCCUUGUUGCAGCCACUGAUUGUGAACCUCAGUAUUUGAUUCGUUUACUUCAGACUAAGUUAAGGAUUGGUUUGGCAGAGCAAACUCUCUUAGCUGCACUGGGACAAGCUGCGGUAUAUAAUGAAAAACAUUCGGCACCACCUCCACAAAUUCAGUCUCCUCUAGAAGAGGCUGCGAAGAUUGUAAAACAAGUUUACUCUGUGCUUCCGGUCUAUGAUAAUAUAGUCAGUUCUCUUCUCAGUGAUGGUGUAUGGAAUCUUCCUACAAAAUGUAGCUUUACGCCGGGGAUCCCUAUUGGGCCCAUGCUUGCAAAACCAACUAAAGGGGUAUCUGAGAUUGUAGACAAAUUCCAGGAUACUGAAUAUACCUGUGAAUACAAGUAUGAUGGAGAACGUGCUCAGAUACACUACAUGGAGAAUGGUAAUGUUGAGAUAUAUAGUCGGAAUGCUGAACGAAAUACUGGAAAGUUUCCUGAUGUUGUCACAGCUGUUCCAAAAUUCAAGAAGGCACAUGUAAAAUCAUUUGUUCUGGACUGCGAAUUUGUUGCGUAUGAUCGUGACAAACAGAGAAUCUUGCCUUUUCAGAUCCUCAGUACUCGUGCACGUAAAAAUGUGGUCAUGAGUGAGAUCAAGGUUCAUGUUUGUAUAUUUGCUUUUGAUAUUUUGUAUCGUGAUGGUCAGCCACUUCUUCAGGAGGAACUUAAUGUUCGUAGAAAGCAUCUUUACGACAUGUUUGAGGAAGAACCUGGAUUUUUUCAGUUUGCAACUGCAAUAACAUCAAAUGAUCUUGAGGAAAUACAAAAAUUUCUUGAAACUGCUGUUGAUUCAAGUUGUGAAGGAUUGAUUAUCAAAACAUUGAACAAAGAUGCUACUUAUGAGCCUUCGAAGCGCUCUCUUAACUGGUUAAAACUCAAGAAAGAUUACAUGGAGAGUAUCGGGGACUCACUUGAUUUGGUACCCAUUGCUGCUUUCCAUGGUCGUGGAAAACGCACAGGUGUUUAUGGGGCCUUUCUCCUUGCUUGCUAUGACAGCAACAAUGAAGAAUUUCAGAGCAUUUGUAAAAUAGGCACUGGAUUUUCGGAAGCUAUGCUUGAAGAGCGUUCUGCUAGUCUUCGUUCUAAAGUGAUUCCCAUGCCAAAGCCAUACUAUCGGUUUGCAGAUACAAUCAAUCCAGAUGUGUGGUUUGAACCUUCUGAGGUUUGGGAGGUGAAAGCUGCAGACUUGACUAUUAGUCCCGUUCAUCGGGCUGCCGUUGGAAUAGUGGAUCGCGACAAGGGCAUUUCUCUCCGUUUUCCACGUCUGGUUCGUGUCCGCGAAGAUAAGAAUCCAGAGCAAGCCACAUUAUCAGAUGAGGUUGCUCAAAUGUAUUCUGCUCAAAAACAUAAUCACCAAAACAUUCAAGAUGAAGAUGAAGAUGACUAGGCUUAGCUAAAUUCUAUCCACCUUCACUCAAUUUUAAGAUGUGAUUCCCCUGGUAAGGAUUAGAAGCAUCAAUUCAGAAGGCGAGUAUGUCUCAAUGUGCAUUUAUGGCUCCGUUCGAGGUCAAUAAUUGAAUGUGCAGCAUGGUGGUCGGCCACUCUGGCACUGCUGCUAGAUGAGACUGACCUGUGGGGUGUGUAAUGUUAAAAUUGUUUGAUGCUGAAAAUUUUCAAAUUUUGACCAUGCGUUACCCAAAGAAUUCUUCCAACCAUCUGUAAAUUAUCAGAAAGUUUGGCGGGUCCAAAUGGUUUAUCACUCGCUUGUCUAAUUUUCCCUUGGAAUCCCUUUGUAAUUGGCAUUAAACUCUUUUAAGACACGAUGCUUCUCCUCUCUAGAUUAAGAAGGGUGCAGUUGAUGAUGA